CUCAACCUAUAGUCGUUUAUAUAUGACCGCGGCGAAAGGCUCUAUUUUUUCUUUCAAGUUUUGAUUUUUCUUUCGGGCCCUCCAAAUUUUACCAAACAAUGGCGGAAUCAAAGACCAAAUUUGAAGAGAUCAGAAAAUGGGUCUCCGAUCACAAGCUUCGUACCGUCGGUUGUUUAUGGCUCAGUGGUAUUACCGGUUCUAUCGCCUAUAACUGGUCCCAACCUGCCAUGAAAACCAGUGUCAAGAUCAUCCACGCCAGGUUGCAUGCUCAGGCGCUGACUUUAGCUGCUUUGGCUGGAGCAGCGGUUGUGGAGUAUUACGACCACAAAACUGAAGCUACCAACCGCUAUCCCAAAUUUCUGCCGCCGGAAAAUUUGUCUCACAAAGACUAAACUCUGAACCUCUAACCUGCAAUGGUGGUUACUGCAUUUUCUGUUUGGUACUACUACUACAGGAUGCGUAGCUAGAUAGAAUUUUUUCAGCGAAAUUUUCAUGUAUUGAUAAAAACAAAUUUGCUUAUUAUAUCAUUCUUUUCAUACUUUCAAAGGAUUGCUAUGUGUUGUAAUCUUAGUGUUGCAGAUUGCACACAAAAUACGGAUUUCUAAGAUAACGUACUGAAAACAAA
Molecule: messenger RNA, 625 nt
Organism: Arabidopsis lyrata subsp. lyrata
Lineage: Eukaryota; Viridiplantae; Streptophyta; Magnoliopsida; Brassicales; Brassicaceae
Exons: 3
Coding region: 99-392 (97 amino acids)
Biological process (GO): mitochondrial respiratory chain complex IV assembly
Cellular component (GO): mitochondrial inner membrane
Source: RefSeq, a predicted model, not a curated record